This is a messenger RNA of Podarcis lilfordi (Lilford's wall lizard), 18397 nucleotides long. The record is from the annotation of a GenBank genome assembly. Lineage: Eukaryota; Metazoa; Chordata; Lepidosauria; Squamata; Lacertidae.
CAGCAGCAGCAAGCGGGGUUAUCUCCGGCUCGGAGGUGGCUCGCUGGCUGGAGCCCGGCUGCUAGCAGCGCCCGCCCUCUGCCCAGCCGCCAGGGGGCCCUAGACCGGGGGAGCUAGUCCGGGAUGACGCAGAAGAGCAAACUCAACUUCGUGGCUGAAAACCAGAUCUGGUACAGUCCUUGCUUCUUCGCCUUACCCCACCCACCGUCUCUUCUCCCCCCCCCCCACACCCAUUCCUCCUGCCGGGGGUACAGCCUGCCUGGGAUAGCCAGCAACAUGACCUCUCUGAAGUCUAGCUCCUAAUGCUGAAAGCUCACACACACGCGCGCGCACACACACGAGGACCCAGUUACAGGCUUUCCUAAUAAUAAUAAUAAUAAUAAUAAUAAUAAUAUUAAAGGCACCUGUUUGCCUUGCAAGACCCUUCCAUCACCCCCACUGUCCAUUGCUGUAAUGAGAGAGAGAGAGAGAAAGAAAAAAAGAAAGAAAGAAAGAAAGAAAGAAAGGGGAGUCAUAGAAUCACAGAGUUGGAAGGGAGCCUGAGAAUCUUCUAGUCUAACCCCCCCAAAAAGGUAAAGGGACCCCUGACCAUUAGGUCCAGUCGUGACUGACUCUGGGGUUGCGGCACUCAUCUUGCUUUACUGGCCGAGGGAGCCGGCGUACAGCUUCCGGGUCAUGUGGCCAGCAUGACUAAGCCGCUUCUGGCGAACCAGAGCAGCGCAUGGAAACGCUGUUUACCUUCCCGCCAGAGUGGUACCUAUUUAUCUACUUGCACUUUGACGUGCUUUCAAACUGCUAGGUUGGCAGGAGCAGGGACCGAGCAAUGGGAGCUCACCCCGUCGUGGGGAUUCGAACCGCCGACCUUCUGAUCGGCAAGUCCUAGGCUCUGUGGUUUAACCCACAGCGCCACCCGAGUCCCUACUCCAACCCCCUGCAAUGCAGGAAUAGGCAGCUGUCCCAUUCGGGGAUCGAACCUGCAACCUUGGCAUUAUCACACUCUGAGCAACUUUGAGUUGGGUGGUUGUCAGUUGCAAAGUGGUGGACCGAAGCCCCACGUUUGUCCGUCCCCCCUGGAAUAGACAGACAGAGUCUAGGCAACUGAAGCUAUCGUACAAACUUUUCUGCCCCGCAGUGCCAAAUUUUAAAUCAAUCACUAGAGCCAUGGUGGGAUGUGAUUUGGCCAAUAUGCCCUCAACAAUAGUGUCGCCGCUGCCCUAUAAUAGUUCAUACCUCAGAGAAUAUUUCUUCCUCCCUAGCCUCCAGCUUGUGUCUCUUAUUGCAGUUGUGAUUUCUGCGUGGAAUGUGGUUGCACAAGUGUUAAUGGGCACCUGCUGGUUGUUGCCUGUUGUAUUUUAAGUCAUGGUGACAUGACCACUCCCGACGCCAUUUUUGUGAACUUUUAAUGUCCUAUUUCCCCUGUUCUACAGUAUUUAGUCCAUUGUGCUUUCGUUUUGUUUCUUAAACAAAGCUACUACUGCCAUCCUACCUACUUCAGGAACAUUUUUAAAAACAUUUCUCGAUGGCCCUGUUGACAGAGCAAAAACAUAAACAAAGUGCCCACCCUGUCCAGCUCAUGCAAAAGUUGUGUGACAUUGGCUAUAGCACCGCCACAAUCCAAUACAUGGGUGCUGGAUCAGAGCUGUUUUAAGUAAGGAUUUUAACUAAGGAUAAAAAACAGGCUACUUCUUUUUUUUAACCAUCUGGAAGCCAGUCCUUUACCACAAACAGACGGGCAAAACAGAGUAAGGGAUAGAAUCAAUGUGUUUAUAGACUGGCUUACAAGCGGAGUGGUAGCCAUUAAGCGGUCAGCCCCUUCUAUUUGUUCAAUAUCGUUUAUGUUCUCUCGGGUGUGAAAGGCGAAAACUAAAAUGUAAUCCUAAACUGAACAAAGGAAUAGCAGAGCAAGGUGUUGCAUUCCACAGAUGAUCAGAAUUGCUUCAUAACAAGGCUCUUAAAACUGCAGUCUAAGCUCCUUCUACGGUACAGUCCACCGCGCAGUGAAAUCAAAGUACAUUAAAGGCAACAGUCUCACUCCAAGUACUUCAUCUUAACUGCCUCGUGGGUCACGCUGUUAACAACUUAAAAGGACAAGGUUACAAUCUGCAGAUCACUUAUUCCGAAACAAUGGCUUGAUAUAAUUACUGUAGAGUAAAUAAAGUUGUGAGUUGCUGCAGGGUUUAGUUGUUUCUUCUAUUUAUUUAUUUUUUUAAAAAAGUCCUUGAGAAGGACUUACUCAGUAAAAUAAGCCAACUCGUUCAUUAUUCCUUCAACUAGCAAAAUGCAUCAUUCUGUUGGGUGGAGAUGAGUGUGCACAGAAAAAAAAGCUUAUGCAUUUCAAGGUCCCAGCUGGCAACCUGGCUCUGUGCAGAGAAACACACUGUGUUCCUUUGUCCACCUAAGGUUGGAAGCGUGGGGCAGGUUUUACUCUCCACUGGCGCUGUGGGUUAAACCACAGAGCCUAGGACUUGCUGAUCAGAAGGUCGGUGGUUCGAAUCACCACGACGGGGUGAGCUCCUAUUGCUCGGUCCCUGCUCCUGCCAACCUAGCAGUUCGAAAGUACUUCAAAGUGCAAGUAGAUAAAUAGGUACCGCUCCAGCGGGAAGGUAAAUGGCGUUUCCGUGCACUGCUCUGGUUCGCCAGAAGCAGCUUAGUCAUGCUGGCCACAUGACCCGGAAGCUGUACGCCGGCUCCCUCUGCCAAUAAAGCGAGAUGAGCGCCGCAACCCCAGAGUCGGUCAUGACUGGACCUAAUGGUUAGGGGUCCCUUUACCUUUACCUUUACCUUCAAAAUAUGAGCCAUAUUCAGCAUCGUGUUAUGCAAAUUAUUCAGAUGGCACAAGGAUUUCUCCUUGCGCAAUUGAACAAUCUCCCCCCUCUCAUCCCCUCAAACAGUCCAUCUAUUUUAGGGGUUCCCUCAACUCUUUGGAGCAGAUUUGGGGAAUGGGGAAAGGUGCGUGCAGUGUGACAAUUUAGCUGAACACAACUCUGUGCUUCUGAACUUCUUGCUGAUUUUAUUUGUGUUCUAUUGAUAGUUUUAUUAUGUACACUGGUUUGAGAGUUUUCUGAUUCAGCGGUCUAUAAAUCUUUCUCAAUAAAUAAAAUAAAUAACCAUAUAAUAAUAAUAAUAAUAAUAAUAAUAAUAAUAAAAUUUUAUUUAUAUCCCGCCCUCCCCAGCCGAAGCCGGGCUCAGAGUGGCUAACAACAAUAAAAGUAAUACAGCAUUCUAAAAUCAAUUCAUUCUAAAAUCAAUUCAAAAUCAAAUUAAUGGCAACCAUUGGGCUAGAGUUCUGUGAGGAUUACCAAAGGAGGGGGUCAGACUGUGCCUUGGCCAAAGGCCUGGUAGAACAGCUCUUGCAGGCCCUGCGGAAAGAUGUCAAGUCCCGCAGGGCCCUAGUCUCUUGUGAUAGAGUGUUCCACCAGAUCGGAGCCACAGCCAAAAAAGCCCUGGCUCUGGUUGAGGCCAGCCUAACCUCCGUGUAGCCCAGGACCUCCAAGGUGUUUUUGUUUGAAGACCGUAAGGUCCUCCGUGGGACAUGCCAGGAGAGGCGGUCCUGUAGGUACGAGGGUCCUAGGCCAUAUAGGGCUUUAAAGGUUAAAACCAGCACCUUAAACCUGAUCCUGUACUCCACCGGAAGCCAGUGCAGCUGGUAUAGCACAGGGUGAAUGUGAAUAUAGCUUCCCUCUUAGAUUCAGUCUUUUGGGCAUGCUAGAAUGUGGUGGGAAUUGGCUAUUUUUAAACAAACAGAUCUAGAAGGUCUGAAGGAGGGCAGAAGGGCAAGUAGUAGCCCCACCACAAAUAAGGAGUUUCCCCCCUACUAUCUCAAUUUCUGCACUCCUGUCAUAAGCACAGGCUGUUAUUUUUCUUUCUCAUCCACCUACAAAUAUUCUUCCCUCUUCUGUGCCACCCCUCCCCCUGGGAGAUUUUUGUGAUGCUACCACUGCUUUUCAGAGACUGUGAUUAUAAUGAUGAUGAUGAUGAUGAUGAUGAUGAUGAUGAUGUACUGCCCAUCUGACAGGGUUGCCCAAGCCACUCUGAGUGGCUUCCAGCAUAUAAAAAAAGCACAAUAAAACACUAAAUAUUAUACACUUCCCUCUACACAGCUGCCUUCAGAUGUCUUCUAAAGGCUGUAUAGUUACUUAUCUUCUUGACACCUGAUGGGAGGGCAUUCCACAGGGUGGGCACCACUACCGAGAAGGCCCUCUGCCUGGUUCCCUGUAACCUCGCAGGGAGGGAACCACCAGAAGGCCUCGGAGAUGGACCUCAGUGUCCAGGCUGAACGAUGGAGGUGGAGACACUUCUUCGGGUAUACAGGGCCGAGGCCGUUUAGGGCGCUUUUAAGGCCCAUUCAAAAUAUUUGUGCCAGUGGCUUUCCUUAUGCAGGAAGACAGAGGAUUUUUUUAUGUUAAGGGCUUACACACACUUCGAUUUGUCCCAUGGUUUUUAGGCAUGGGUCCGAGAGGUUUUUCUUUUGUCCCAACACUUUCCCCAGGAAGCUCCACUGUUUACUGAUCUGUGGAUUAGUGUUUGUUCCAAUUCAGUGGUAAAAACCACGGAUUUUCCUGGGUAAAGCAGUGGGACAAAUGAAAAACCCCUCAAACCCAUGCCUAGAAAUCAUAGGGCAAGCGGAAGAAAACAGAAGUGUGGAUGAGCUUAAGACUGUUCCGUAAAGCCUUUUAAACCAUUUCUUUUGUAUCUACAUCAGGAAGGAUCAUGUUGAAACUGAAAACAUAGCUGCAAAGAGAUGGCCCGAACGGUGGGGGUUUAUGUUAACACCAGUGGAAGAGGUAAAAAUUUUGUGUUUGUGUGUGUGUGACAUUUAUCCAUGAAGGACAGUUUUGUUUCAGUUCUUAAUCUCACUUCAUGACCUGCAUUGAACAAGAAUCACCUUCUUGCCGAAACAUGAGGCUAUGGUCUUGUUUCACAAAAACAUCUACAGUGGUACCUCGGGUUACAUACGCUUCAGGUUACAUAUGCUUCAGGUUACAUGCGCUUCAGGUUACAGACUCCGCUAACCCAGAAAUAGUGCUUCUAUUUAAGCAAAGUUAAGAACUUUGCUUCAGGAUGAGAACAGAAAUCGUACUCCGGCAGCGGGGCAGCAGCAGGAGGCCCCAUUAGCUAAAGUGGUGCUUCAGGCUAAGUACAGACCUCUGGAACGAAUUAAAUACUUAACCCGAGGUACCACUGUACAUCUCUCCUUAUGGCCCUAGAAUGAAACCCUAACCAUCAAUUAUUUGUUGUUGGGAGGACAGUUUAAGUGUGUGUGUGUGUGUGUGUGUGUGUGCGUGUGCGUGUGUGUGUGUGUGUGUAUUCAAAGAUAUACAAAAAUCCAUACCCACUACAAAAUGUACUGAGAUCAAUCAACUACUUAGUCUAAAAGAGAACAAAGCCAGAAGGAAGAAAAGACAAGGAAAGGAGAAACCUAAAGAAAGAGAAAGCGAGGGAAAAGGAAAAGAAAGAAAAAAAUAAAAAAUAAAAUAGAGAAGGAAAAAAUAAAAGGAUUUCCAGCUCUCUGUCCUGCAGCUACAUAUGAUAUUCAUUCCUUAACAUCCAACCAUUCUCCCUUCUACAAACCAGCAUUUUUUUCAGUCUUCAAAUCCAGAUAUUUCAAGUUCCUUUUCUCUUUUUCGUAAAAAAUCCACAAUAAAAUUCCAGUCCAUAACAAAUGACUGGAGUGCUGUUGAUUAUUUGUUCUCGGAAGGGAUUGCCAAAAGUUGAGAGCACUUAUCCGUCCUUCAGAUUCAAUUGCUAGCCUUAAAAUGAGAAUUAGUUCUCCAUAUGGAACAAUGGAUUUCAAAAGCAUCCAAAGCUAUACAAUAAAUGGGCUUAUAUCUGAAGUCAAGUACAAGGUCAUUAGCUACUGCUAUGAUGGAAACAGCAUAAAUAUCUAGAUAGAUAUGAGUUGUUACAAUGUUAUCCCAAUGCGUGGCUCAGUGUGAAGUACCCAUUAAUUUCAUUGCAUUUUUCUUCUAUUUUUAGUUGUUAAAAGAUGAAAAGAAGCCACCUGCCAAACCUAAGAUCCCACUUCCAGAACACUUACAAAUCCGACCUGUGACACCGGUGGAAACAUAUAUUAAGGUUAGGCAAUAGUCGCACAGUCUUAAAUGGCACAAUUUCAAAACAUUUAUUUUGGAAGAAAGAAAGAAAUACCUGUGGUGGUAGAUAGCCUUGAAUGUUCCUCAUCAGUUGUUCUACAAUGACUUGGGAUGUGGGUGGCACUGUGGUCUAAACCACUGAGCCUCUUGGGCUUGCCGAUCAGAAGGUUGGCGGUUCGAAUCCCCAAGAUGGUGGUGUGAGCUCCCGUUGCUCUGUCCCAGCUCCUGCCAACCUAGCAGUUCGAAAGCACACCAGUGCAAGUAGAUAAAUAGGUACCGCGGUGGCAGGAAGUUAAAUUGUGUUUCCGUGCACUCUGGCUUCCAUCACAGUGUCCCACUGCGCCAGAAGUGGUUUAGUCAUGCUGGCCACAUGACCCAGAAAGCUGUCUGUGGGCAAACGCUGGCUCCCUUGGCCUGAAAGCAAGAUGAGCUCCGCAACCCCAUAGUCGCCUUUGGCUGAACUUAACUGUCCAGGGGUCCUUUGCCUUUGCCUUCUACAAUGGCUGGUCUUUCGAUAAAGAUGAGAAUAAAUGGUGCUGGAAUCCUGAGGGCUACUUUGAAAGGACAACUUAAGACAGGAAGUCUUCUUUGGAUGUUCUGCUGAGCAAAUGUUUCGUUGUCUUGCAAUAUAGUGGCCCUGCUGCAGGACAGGAAAGUAAUAUAUCAGGUUAGUUAUCUCAUCUCUGUAAGUGUUCAAUGCACAGAUCAAAAUCCAGAAUUAUCUUAUGUUCCAGGAGCACACAAAAAUCACUUUCAUGAGAGAUGUUUAAACUUUGAAUGCCCCGCUUUUCCAUACGGAUAUCAGGCCAACCACAUAAGAUUUAUGAUCUUGAGAAGACAUACUUACAGUUUUCUAAUAAAAGCUAGACCCUUUCAGUAGAAGGGAAUCCAGAUGGUACAUUAUUCUGAGGCAAGGGUAACAAACUGGAGGUCUUAGAAUCUUGACACGGACCAGCGAACAAUUUUAUGUAGUCUCUGUAAGCUUCCUACCAAAUUAGUUUGGGUAAAGGAAUUCGGAUUGGCAAGAAAAAUAAUAAUAAUUCAGAUGUUGUGAGAGAGUCUACACAUUAACAUGGCAUCUCUUUGGGUCUGUAUGCAAUGCCCUUUGUAAUGUCCAAGCCUCCAUGUGCUGCAGAUAUGUUUGUGAAUCCCCAGUUGUUAAUUAAAUUGACUGUACUAUAGUGCAUGAAUGGGUUGAUGAUCUCCAUCUUCAUGACUGCGUCGUUCAUGGGACAAGAGAAAUGUGCACAGCUGGCUAAAUCAUCCAGCCCAGUGUUCUUCAGUCUUGGAUCUGCAGAUGUAGGGCACCAUCGCUGGCCAUUGGCUAAGCUGGCUAGGGAUGAUUGGAAACGUAGCCCAACAAUGUCCGAGGACUCAAACUUGAAAGAGCGCUGAGUCAGUGGUGCAAGAAGUUUCUUUUUUAAAAAAAGUUUUUAUUGUUAAAAUAAUUCAUCAUUAAUACACAUAUGUUGCGAAUAUACAAACAUACAUUUCAUACAAUCCUUAAAAGUGUUCAAACAUACCUACACUCAAUCCCACAGAUAAUUCCUUUUCCCAUCACCAUCCACCACCCCUCACCCCACCCUUGUGUUAGACUUCCAAUCUACUCAAUUGCAAUUUCUUUCCACUUCUAUUACUUUCUUUCACACACCUUUAACCUAAUUUCAUGCUCCUUUUUCUAUUACACAUUGUUAUCCAUCUUAUUUAGUAUUUCAGUAUUUAAAACGGAACUUGUUUAUUCUAAUAGGAGUUCUGAUUUUUCAAUAUGGUUUUGCAAGUAUCCUUUAAACACCUUCCAGUCCCUGUCUAUCUUCUCUUUUGAGAUCCUUCCAAUUUCUCCCAUUGGUUCAGAUAUAUUGUAGUACUCCAAUAAUUUGGCAAGCCACUCUGUUUUUGUCUGUAUAAUACCACUUUUCAAACAAUUUUGGGAAACAAUAUAUAAUGAAAUGAAAAAAAUGUUCAGAUAUUCAUUUAGGAAAACACCAGAAGGUUUUCUAUUGGGAAUAGUACCAGGAAGUCUAAAGGAAGAAGACAAGACAUUAUAUUUAUACGCAACAGUAGCCGCAAGGCUAUUGAUUGCGAAAAAUUGGAAAAGAGGAAGUUUCUAUAUGUAACCUGUUUUGCUCCAUAAGCAUACUGCGUUACAGCACCUCUGAACUGCAGGCCUGUCAGAUAUGGAAGUCGGGAACUAAACCUGGCCUGUGUGCUACUUUCAAGUCAUGGCUUGCCCGUCAGGAGAAAAGUUAGUUGGUGACUAUGUGGCGGAUAACCAGUUCUGGUGUAAGUAGUUAAUGUCUGAUUAGGACCAGGGAGGUCAGGGUUCAGAUCCCAUCUCAGCCACAAAGCCUGCUGAGGGAACCUUGGGCCAAUUGCUGCCUCUCAGCCUAACUUCUCUCACAGAGUGGUUGUGAGGAUAAAAUAUGGAGCCUGUUUGAGCACUUUGGAGGAAAAGAGGGAUACAAAUGCAAUCAAUCAAUCAGCAAACAAGCAAACAUUUAAACACCUGGGGCUUGAAAUUCCAGUUUGCUCUCUCACUUGAAAAUAAAAAAACACUUGCAUGGCGAGGCCCUGGGCCCCGCAGUUCCCACAGAAAUAAACACACAAACACAAAUAUGUUGGGUUAAUGGGAUAAAUUAGGCCACAACUUUAUUGGUUACAGAUGUGAGCGGUUUCGCUUAGGCAAUUGGGUGAAGCAUGACUAUAUCCUGACUCUUGCCCAUUUGUAGGAAGUCUUGAAGGGUCAACCACCGAUAGGGGGUACCCUAUGAUGUACAUCAAUUAAGAGCUCCCCCAGGGUCACCGAUGGGGUUGUGGCAUGGCCCCAGCCCAUGCCCAGGCUUCGGACAGGAACCACACCACUGGAUCCCUUUAAUGGAUCUUGGAGGGGCAGGCAGGGGCAACAACCUCCCCUCCCAUAACAAGGCUUACUCAGUGCCUAUUGUGACGAUUGCUACUAGGUAGGUGAAAACCAAAUGGCUGGUGCCAAAUUGCCAAGUGGAAAAAUUCCAACCUGGCCACAACCAGGCGACCAACAUUAGUCAUAGCAAGGCCAUAGUCAAGCAACGCAAGAAAGAGGGUGGGCAGGCUGGGAGAUCCACCGAAGUAGACUAAAGGUGGCUACCCCCCAGCCGCACUGUGGUUGAAAUGGCAAGUAGCCAGCCCCCCCCCCCCCGGCUAACCCAAUUGAUCAGUCGGGGGGCAUAAUGCGGCUGGGCGUCCUAGUGACAUGGGCAGCACCCCUCUGUGGGUAACUGAAGCCCCGGAACUCCUCCCGCUGUGCAGCCCCUCCGGAAAAUGCAGAGUGUCUUAUCUGUUAUUCCCAAUGGGUUGGGCAAGGAAUCCUUGACCAGACUCUUCCCACUGCCUCUGUGUGUCUGUCAUGCGGCAUGGAAGCAGGAGGAUAUAAUUGCCUCCUUUCUUUGGCUCUGUGGGUGGUGCGUAUGGCCGUGAAAGAAAGGAAAGAAAGUAGAGGCAGUCGGUUCAAAGGAUGUCCUCCGCCUAGAUAUCACAAACAUUUCCCAGUCUUGGCUGAGGAACAAAGCAAAAGGGCUCUGGCAGCAGAACAGAAAGAGAAACAUUGCUUUCUCUCUGUGCGUUUCUCCAAUGGAUAAGCCCCCAGAUGUUGAAGGGAUACGUGGAACGCCCUUUCGAUGUGCCUUGUGGAGGUGGUUUAGUCAAAGCAAGCGCAGAAGCCAAGGCUGAUACGGCACUUCAGUCUUUUCCCUCCCCUCCCCUAGCUAGAUUAGUUCCUUAUUAACCAGGUUCAUUUAUAGCAACUACAGAUUGAAAGAUUCAGGUAGGUAGCCGUGUUGGUGUGACGCAGUCAAAAUAAAUAAAAAAUUAUCCAGUAGCACCUUAGAGACCAACUAAGUUUGUUCUGGGUAUAAGCUGAAAAAGUGUGCACGCACACUAAAGCAUAUACAGUGGUACCUCGAGUUAAGAACAUAAUUCGUUCUGGAGGUCUGUUCUUAACCUGAAACUGUUCUUAACCUGAGGUACCACUUUAGCUAAUAGGGCCUCCCGCUGCUGCCGCGCUGCUAUUGCACAAUUUCUGUUCUCAUCCUGAAACAAAGUUCUUAACCCGAGGUACUAUUUCUGGGUUAGCAGAGUCUAUAACCUGAAGUGUCUGUAACCUGAAGCAUGUGUAACCUGAGGUACCACUGUACCCAGAACAAACUUAGUUGGUCUCUAAGGUGCUACUGGACAAGUUUUAUUUAUUACAGAUUGAAAGCUUUUACAGAAAGUUUCUUUCUGCAAAAAACAAAACAAAACAAAAACCCUGGUCACUAAUAUUUCUUACAUUUGUCCUGAAAACUCUUCCCCUCCUCCAGCCCAAUGUACAUAAUGUGUGUUUAAUACAGAGGUGGAUAAUCUUUUUUUAGCCCAAGGGCUACAUUGAUGGUUAGCCAACCCUUGGAGAGCUGGAUAGAAUCAUAGAAUCAUAGAGUUGGAAGAGACCACAAGGGCCAUCGAGUCCAACCCCCUGCCAAGCAGGAAACACCAUCAGAGCACUCCUGACAUAUGGUUGUCAAGCCUCUGCUUAAAGACCUCCAAAGAAGGAGACUCCACCACACUCCUUGGCAGCAAAUUCCACUGUCGAACAGCUCUUACUGUCAGGAAGUUCUUCCUAAUGUUUAGGUGGGAUCUUCUUUCUUGUAGUUUGGAUCCAUUGCUCCGUGUCCGCUUCUCUGGAGCAGCAGAAAACAACCUUUCUCCCUCCUCUAUGUGACAUCCUUUUCUAUAUUUGAACAUGGCUAUCAUAUCACCCCUUAACCUCCUCUUCUCCAGGCUAAACAUGCCCAGCUCCCUUAGCCGUUCCUCAUAAGGCAUCGUUUCCAGGCCUUUGACCAUUUUGGUUGCCCUCCUCUGGACACGUUCCAGUUUGUCAGUGUCCUUCUUGAACUGUGGUGCCCAGAACUGGACACAGUACUCCAGGUGAGGUCUGACCAGAGCAGAAUACACAUCUGUAUUCUGCACAUCUUCUGCAUAUGCACACACAGAUUUGAACCUCUGUAGCCGGUUUCCUGCUACUAAUGUUUGCAGAGAAUAUUUUGUUGCUGCUCUUGGAUGCCAAGGCAGUCAAAAGUGUGCUAAAGAAGAAUAAGGAUCUUGCAGAGAAGUUGGAUGAAUUAUUUGCAUCUGUCUUCACAGCAUCUCCUUCAAGUGUCCUGAUUUACCAGGACAUCCUGAAACUACAUAAGCUAUCCCAGCUUCUGAUUUGAUCCCAGAAUGUCCUGUUUCCCCCCUCCAGCACCACCACUGCUGAGCUCAGGGAGGAGGAAACAGCACUUGUUGGCGCUUGCAGUAAUGUUGUGUUAGCAUGUGACUCAGCUAGCUCCCACGAGAGCACGGCACCCGAAGAUACACGUGCAAGUCGCUCACGCAAGAACGCAGCACACAAAAACACGCAUCCCGAUUUUCAACAGUGGAAUGUUGGAGGGCAUCGAAGUGGAGGGCAUCUCUGAGCCUAAACUAACUUUCACAGGGCAGGAGUCUGAGGAACUGAGGUGGGCAGUGAUGGUGAGAGAUGAAGUUUUAGACCUAAUAGACAGGUAAAGGGACCCCUGACCAUUAGGUCUAGUCAUGGCCGACUCUGGGGUUGCGGCGCUCAUCUUGCUUUAUUGGCCAACAGCUUCCGGGUCAUGUGGCCAGCAUGACUAAGCCGCUUCUGGCAAACCAGAGCAGCACACGAAAACGCCAUUUACCUUCCCGCCGGAGCGGUACCUAUUUAUCUACUUGCACGUUGACGUGCUUUCAAACUGCUAGGUGGGCAGGAGCAGGGACCGGGCAACGGGAGCUCACCCCGUCGCGGGGAUUCGAACCGCUGACCUUCUGAUCGGCAAGUCCUAGGCUCUGUGGUUUAACCACACAUCCCAAUAGACAAAAUAGAAACUGACAAAUUGCUGAGUCUGAAUGGCCUCCACCCAAGAGUUCUUGAAGAACUCAAAUGUGAAGUUGCUGAUCUUCUUUAAAAAAGAUAUAUGCCUUGUCUCUGAAACCAGCCUCCAUACCUGAGGACAGGAAAGUAGCCAAGGUAACAUCAAUUUUUGAAAGAGGAUCCUGGAAAUUUCAGGCCACUUGGCUUGUCAUCUGUCCUGGGAAAAUUGGUGGAAAGUAUUGUUAAAGAUAAAAUAGCCAAGCAUAUAGAAGAACAAGCCUUGCUUUACUCCUUCUCCGUGGUUGGAGGCACUUGCUGGAAAUCCUAGGAGGGAACAGUGUUGUUGUGCUCAGAUCCUGCUUGUGGGCUUUCUAUGGGCAUCUGGUGGAUCACUGUGAGAACAGGAUGCUGGCCUAGAUGGGCCACCGACCUCUUUCAGCUAGGCUAUUUGUGUGUUUUUAUAUUAUUUUCUUAGCUUCUGGUGUAGUUUGUCCAGGGAGAAACCAUAAUCCCAGGUUCAAACAUCACACUAAGCCAAUGUUUGUGGUUUGUUGCACAUGCUGGGGGAGGAACCAAGCCAUUAUUUGCAGUAAAUAAUUAACCCUGGCUUACCACAAUGUGCGCACGCAGCCACUAUCUUCUUGCUUCCACAUAAAUGUUAACAGCUGUCCUGAAGAGUCAGGAAGAAUGUUUUAACCUUUGAAAGGUUAGUCUUCAUACAUACAUUUUUGCAGUGCUGUGAUAUAAAUCUGAUUUAUUGUUGGUGUGGUCUUCUUUUUUUCAUAUUGUUAUAUUUUUACGUGUUACAUAUAUUUAUGGGAUUGAUCUUCAAGAAGAGCGGAUUAUACAUUACCUAUUCAUAUAUACAUAGACUAGUUAAAUAUUUACCUUUAGGGUUAAACGCAUUACUGUUUCUCUACUUCUUUAAGCACUCGUUCUGAUCCCCGUGAGGGUCAAAACUGACUUGUACAAACAGAUUUUCAAUGGGUUAAUGGCUACAACUUCAUGCCCACAAGGCAACUGUGGGGUCACAUGCAGACACACUCCCUCCAUGUUGUGGGUAAACUCAAUGCUUCCCCCCACCCCCCAAUCUAGUACUUCUUUUGACUGGAAGAGAAGGCAUCAUGUUGUGCUUGCAAGACUUCUGUAUCAGGGGGCCCCCGUUGCAUUUCACGCUCUUACGAAAGAAACUUUUUUCAUCUUGGCAUUCCUUAAAACAGCUGCCGUCCUCAGUGGGACAGACCCUUCCUCAGCAACUGUGUGGCUUCCAUGUGUCGUCUUCUGACAAGUGGCGCUGAGGAGGCCUUUUUGUUCCUCACAUGGGGAGUAUUUGAACUUGGAGUUGUGAUUUUGCUUAAUGUAGCAUAUACCGUGUGAAAGAGCCAUAGUUAACUCUAAUGGUGGUCCCCCUAGAAAUGUUAGCAAUUAAAUAUGAAUCAUCUGGAGGUGGUUGCACAUUGCCCAACUCCCCCCACCCCCCCAAAAAAAACCCUGUAUCCAGUCUUUUCAUCUUGCAGAAGAAAACAGUUGUAAUGGUAUAUUCCAAAGAGCGCAAGAACAUUUAAGUGUUAACGUGUGCAUAAGGCAGACAUAGGAAAUCCAUAUUGAUUUAAGUGUCUUCUGUAAAAGUGGCAUUAAACUAAACACUCUUCCAAUUAAUUCAGCACUUUGCAGAAUUAAAUCCCAUCGUUGUCAGAAAUAUAGUCUCAGCUGCUUUGUAGGGACUUUUAUUUAAAUCUUCGGGGGCUGUCAGUAUUCUUUUAUUUAUGUGGAACAGUUUGUUUUGAGUAUAAACUAGUAGGAACUGCAGCAAAAUUUUGCACCAUGGGGUUCUUCUGUUUAGGGUUCCAGAGAGCCAGCUGGGUCUUUUUUCAGGUAGCUGAAUUUCAUUCCAUCUCCUCCCUGGCUUUCUGGUUUUCUUCAUCUCAGCAAUCCGUCUGACUUCUGCAACCACUGAACAUGCUCAAAUCUUCCUUGGGCUGUUCUGUGGAUAGUCCCUCCCUUGAGAUCCACCCCCCCACCAUUAUAAUUUUUUGUAAGAAUGCAGACCUUAAGAUUCCCCACCUGCCGAUGCCCACCAUCUUGUAUGAGAGCAGCCGCCAUUUUGGCUGCAGAAAAAUCCACGCUUGGAGAAUGAGUUCACUGCAGUUGGGGUAAGGACAAAGAAAUAGACAAAGUAAAUGUGAUCUUGGUUUAUGCCCGCCUACAAUGGCACUGGGCAGGUGUGGACACAGGCCUCAUUGUUGGGGCCAUCUCCAUCCCUUUUCAAAUGGACACAUUGGGGAAGAAGGCAGAAUCAGUCGGCGCUGAGCUUUUGUGUUCAGAAGGAAACGAGUUGGUGGAAAAGUGCUUUUCAGGGGCAUAAGAUGUGCAGUAGGUCCAGAAGAUGUGAGAGAAGACCUGUUGUGCGUAGAGCUUUAAUAAAACUAUUUACUGUUCAGUUCCACUGACCUGUUAAUCAUUAAGAAUGUAAGAAGAGCCGGAGGGGCCACUAGGGGCACAUUGGAAGAUGGCUGAGCCUGGAUAGCUCAGUUGGUUAGAGCCUGGUGCUGAUAAUGCCAAGGUUGCAGGUUUGAUCCCCACAUGGGGCAGCUGUAGAUUCCUGCAUCGCAGGGGGUUGGAGCAGAUGAUCUUCAGGGUCCCUUCCAACUCUACAAUUCUAUAAGUCUAUGGCUGACAAUAACAUCUCUCCGACCCACACGAGGUAAUUAAGAGGCUGUGAUGGGAGUAAACAGCCUCCCUGCCCCCCCAAGCCUGUGGGGGGGACUGCCCUUGCCUGCUGUGCCCUAUACCACCCCCGAAUUUGUGGGGGUGGGGGCACUAGGCAGAAAGCCCUCCUGUGGAUCUCGGCGCUCCUGGACACUGUCUCUGGUCCGCGCCCCUAGCUGCAGUAACUUCAAAAGAAAUAAUUAGGAGGAAGCGAAUGCACAUAUUUCAAGGAAGAAGGGGGAGUAAAGACUGCUAACUGAAGAGAUUUCUGAUAAGCAAGGCGGGUCGGAGGAACAAGAAUAAAUCAUGAGAAGACCACCAAGGCUCGGUAUGUUCGGCAAGGACUGGAUGGGGGAGGGGAAAAAACUUUCCUUUCUUUUCUCUAUGUGAUUAACCAAGAAUCCCUCCCCCACAAGUCACAACUCAGAAAUGCCGUUUAAAUGACUUAAGCUGUGGAUUUAAGACUGUGUGGAGAUAAUGCUAACCAAAGCAUGUUUUAAGAAGAUCGUGGAAAGUAUAAGAACUUUGGAAUGACGCACUAAAAAAUACCGUCGCCAUUUUGACAAGUUCUGUUGGAAUACUUAAGCCUGGGAGGAGGAAUAGGGUUGUUUUUAUAUUGUGGGUGAGCCUCCUCAGGGGGGCUUAAGAGCGACAGAUUUGCGAGUUUAAUGAUGGAAAGAGUGAUGUUAUUUAUGAAAGCGAUUAUAUAUGGAAACCAUCUUGAUAUGAGGAUUGGACGAACGGAAAAUUCACACAGGAUUAUAAUUGGUGCUUACCUGCUUAAGGAGAUUAUCAGAAGAGAUCAUAAAGGGGAAAAAGAAAAAUAUACAAACAAGAUGAGAUGUGGAAACAGCAAGAUAAGACUGAAUAGAACUAUGAACAUUAUUUGGACAGAUUUGCUGGAUAUUAACGCAGCAGCAAGAAGAUGAUCGGAAUCCCCCCUCGGAACUUGAAAUAUGGGUCCCCUCAACAAAAUUUAAAAUUCGGCUUUGUAAUUCGGAAUUUAUGUGAUGUGAUUUGGUUUGAUUUGAUUGGUCGGUUAAUAAAAAUUAUUUUUUUAAAAAAAGAAUGUAAGAAGAGACUCCUGGAUCAGGCCAGUGGCUCGUCUAGUCCAGCAUCCUGUUCUCACAGAAGUCAACCGGAUGCCUGUGGGAAGUCUGCAAGCAGCACACUGGAGCCCAAGAGCCCUCUCCCCAUCUGUGGUUUCCAGCAACUUGAAUUCAGAAGCAUUGCUGGAGGCAGAGCAAAGCCAUCUUGGCUAGUCUUCUCCCACAUGAAUUUGUCUAAUCCUCUUUUAAAAGCAUCUGAGUUGGUUAAACCAAUAACAUUACAGUCUAGGUAGCAAAAGCCUCAGUGUGCAGUGGAUGUAGAAUAUAAUGUUGUGUGUAUACCGCUACAGAGAGCCUUUCCCAUUGCGGUGUCUAAACUCUGGAACCGCCUCCCAAGAGAUAUUGAUCUGGUCUCCUUCUUUGCUUUUGCUCUUCUGACCAUUUGAUUAUGGCAGGCCUUCUUUGGUGUGGGAUGAUACUUUUCCCCCCCGCCAGGCUGUUGCAUCUAUGUGCAUAACCUGACCUUGGGACCAUAUGGAAAAGGCAGUUAAGAAACCGAUGCAUCAGUUUUACCAUUGUUUGUUUUGUUUUAUAGGGCUGGAUUCAGCUAACAGGUCCCUCAAGGGCUUACACUAGCCCAAGAGGGCUUCCCCCACUCUUCGUGCAGCCUCACUCACCCUCAGUUUGGUUUUUUGUGGGGUGGGGGAUUGGGAAGACACCCAGAAUAGCACGCAGGGGGAGGUGAGGGGGAAAUCAUUCCAUCUGACAAGUGGAAAUGCUUACACUGAUGGAAUGAUUGCCCUAAGUGCGGCAUCAAAUUUCUCCUAGUGUCAGGGUUAUUUUGAAUUUUGUAGUGCUUCCUGGUUUGUAGCGCAGAAAGCUGGGAUACAUACUCAAAGAGGUGGAAGGAAGAAACAAUUCCGACCAGGGAAGAAUGGAAAACCAAGUUGAUGGACUAUGCAGAAAUGGCAAAUUUAACUGGGAAGCUCAGAAACCAAGAGGACAAGAACUUUAAAAAAACAGAAAGGGAUAAAUUUAUAAUUUAUUUAGGAGACCAUUGUAAACAGAUGAUAACAUUAGCAGGAUGUUGACCACACACUUGGAAAAUAACAAAAACUAUGGGCAAUUUAAAUGGAUUUAAAAAAUGGAUAAUGAACUGAUACUGUUAAGUUGUGGGUGAACAUAUCAGACGACACAGCGAUUCUUCAAACAGCUCUUGUUUAUUCACAGGCCCAGAAUAGAACUGGGCUUAAGGGUUCAGCCAGCCUGCUUAUAUAGAGCUCAACUACAAAGCAACAGUAACAACUUUCUGUAACUAUCCAAUCACUGAACGUCACUUUCAAUUCCUUAUUUGCAUAUGUGGACCUGAGUGAAAACUAUCUACAGUAUCCCCCUGCUGGCCCAGGGUGAGAACUUCAGUACAUAACAGAUACGCAGUUGUAAACAUUGUCACUAGGACCCAUGGAGGGGAUGGGGGGAAGUCUCGAGAAUCAGAAUAAUCUCUUUAUAUGGAUUCUUAAUUUACAGUGGUACCUCUAGUUACGAACUUAAUUCGUUCCGGAGGUCCGUUCUUAACCUGAAACUGUUCUUAACUAGAGGUGUGUUUCGCUAAUGGGGCCUCUUGCUGCCGCUGCGCCGCCAGCACACAAUUUCCGUUCUCAUCCCGGGGCAACGUUCUCAACUCGAGGUAACUCUUCCAGGUUAGCAGAGUUUGUAACCUGAAGCAUUUGUAACCUGAGGCGUUUGUAACUCGAGGUACCACUGUAUUUUGUUAUUUGUUUAUACUCUUUAAAAUCUAAUAAAAAAUAUUUACCGUAUUUUUUGCACCAUAACACUCACUUUUUUCCUCCUAGAAAGUAAGGGGAAAUGUCUGUGCGUGUUAUGGAGCGAAUGCCUGCGGGUGGCGGGGGGGAUCUGCUGCAGCCGUGAGCAGAGGAUCCAUGGUUCCCCUUCCUUCCCUCCUCCGUGGUUACAAGCAUGGAUCCACAUGGAUCCUCAGGAUUUUUGCAUUGGGCUACUCCAAACUCACUGUCAGAUCACAUGUCUGUGGCCACAGCAUGAACCACAAAAAUCAUAUAUCCACUAUUUCGUUUAGAAUAUUUUUUUUCUUGUUUUCCUCCUCUAAAAACUACAUGCGUGUUAUGGUCUGGUGCGUGUUAUAGAGCGAAAAAUACGGUAUAUAAAAAAAGAAAGGUGGGACAGAUAUAUAUAUAUGUUUAUGGCCAGAUAUAUAUAUAUGUAUAGGGCAGAUAUAGAUAUAUAGAUAUAGAUAUAGAUAUAGAUCUAUAACUAAAUAAAUUGCAUGCUACCUCCAUUUCAGAUUCACCCAUCUCCUCCUGUCCCUCAGACGACACAAGGCUUCAUAGGCUGGAGAUCCACGGUUCCAGGUCUGGGACUUGAACGUUACUCUAAGAUCAUAAGCACCAAAGGUGCCUUUUACAAGGACGUGCAGUGGCCAAAUGAACCAACCGACUGACUUUGUCCAGCUCCAUCAGCUUCCCUCACUUUUAUUUCCACCAGCUUUUCAGAGGCUCCUACUUGGUAGGAGAACAUACGUAUUAAGAAUGUGCUUGUCUACCAUUUCAGCAGCACUUUUAGGUGAAGGUUAACGAUGAGGUUAUGCAUGGCUUAGGAGUGUUUUAUUAAAAUCAGCAGUAUACAACAGACAA